AAAAAAUAGUAGUCUAGGUACAGGCUGCUAGACGUAUCCCAACUCCAACUCCGACUGCGAUUCACUUGCCUUUCGUUGUCAUUGAAGCAUUUUGUCAUGCAGAUUCAAUGCACCUGGCCAUCCCAUGAAAUGCGCUGGCCAUCCCAUGAAAUGCGCCUCAGCCCUUCCACAUUCCUCAACUUUUCCAAGAAUUUUUGUGCAGACUUUAACUUUAUCAGGACCAGAAGCGUAUUGACUCCUUGCCCUUCUUUCUCCGCCGCCAUGUCCACCGUUCCCACCCAAAACGAUGUCGUUCCGAGUCAAUCGGCGUCGGCCCAGCAGUCUUUACAGGUGGCAAAGCGCUUGGAAAAGUUCAAGACAACUAUCUUCACUCAAAUGAGUAAUCUCGCAAUUAAACAUGGAGCAAUUAACCUUGGGCAAGGCUUCCCCAACUUUGAUGGUCCAGAGUUUGUAAAGGAAGCGGCAAUUCAGGCUGUUAAAGAUGGGAAGAAUCAAUAUGCUCGCGGAUAUGGGGUUCCAGACCUUAACAAUGCCAUAGCUGAGCGAUUCAAGAAGGAUACGGGACUCGUUGUGGAUCCUGAGAAAGAAAUAACUGUCACCUCUGGGUGCACAGAGGCAAUUGCGGCAACUAUGCUGGGGUUGAUAAAUCCUGGUGACGAGGUUAUCCUCUUUGCUCCUUUCUAUGAUUCAUAUGAAGCUACUCUAUCCAUGGCUGGUGCUCAAGUAAAAGGUAUCACAUUACGUCCUCCGGAUUUUGCUGUUCCCAUUGAUGAGCUCAAGUCCACAAUCUCGAAGAAUACUCGUGCAAUUCUUCUAAAUUCUCCACAUAACCCUACUGGAAAAAUGUUCACUCGAGGGGAACUCGAUGUGAUUGCAUCACUCUGCAUUGAAAAUGAUGUGUUGGUAUUCAGUGAUGAAGUUUAUGAUAAGUUGGCUUUUGAAAUGGAUCACAUUUCACCGGCCUCUCUUCCUGGAAUGUACGAGCGUACAGUAACCAUGAAUUCCUUGGGAAAAACAUUCUCCUUGACUGGGUGGAAGAUCGGUUGGGCUAUAGCUCCGCCACACCUGUCAUGGGGAGUUCGGCAGGCACACUCUUUUCUCACAUUUGCUACCUCCACUCCAAUGCAAUGGGCAGCUGCAACUGCUCUUAGAGCUCCAGACUCCUACUAUGUGGAGCUGAAAAGAGAUUACCAGGCAAAGAAGGCGAUUUUGGUCGAGGGAUUGAAAUCUGUCGGUUUCAAAGUGUAUCCAUCAAGCGGUACCUACUUUGUGGUUGUUGAUCACACUCCUUUUGGACUGGAAAAUGAUGUUGCCUUUUGUGAGUAUCUGAUCAAGGAAGUUGGAGUGGUGGCAAUCCCCACCAGUGUAUUUUACUUAAACCCGGAAGAUGGAAAGAAUCUAGUAAGAUUUACCUUCUGCAAAGACGAAGGAACUCUUAGAGCUGCCGUUGACAGGAUGAAGGAGAAGUUGAGAAGAUAAUUCGAAUGGUCGGUUAGAAUAAAUGGAACUCAAACUUGUAAUAAGCAUCUGAACGGAAGGGAUCUUAUUCCUGUGCCCUGCAGUUUGAAGCCAUAGUUUUUAGACCUCUGUUAAAUAAGAUUAUUUAGCUUAUUAACUGUGUGGAAUUUUAUGUUUUUGUUGAAACAAACAAAAUCAGCAAGACAAGUAAUGAACGGCACGGAGCCUAUUAAAAUCA
This is a messenger RNA of Pyrus x bretschneideri (Chinese white pear), 1696 nucleotides long. Its product is annotated as probable N-succinyldiaminopimelate aminotransferase DapC. Gene Ontology annotation, cellular component: cytoplasm. Gene Ontology annotation, molecular function: L-kynurenine:2-oxoglutarate transaminase activity; pyridoxal phosphate binding. Lineage: Eukaryota; Viridiplantae; Streptophyta; Magnoliopsida; Rosales; Rosaceae. Gene Ontology annotation, biological process: biosynthetic process. The record is from RefSeq and is a predicted model, not a curated record.